Messenger RNA from Triticum aestivum (bread wheat), 3388 nucleotides. RefSeq lists its product as uncharacterized. Bases 2145 to 3191 code for a protein of 348 amino acids. Gene Ontology annotation, biological process: shoot system development; root development. The transcript has a single exon. The record is from RefSeq and is a predicted model, not a curated record. Lineage: Eukaryota; Viridiplantae; Streptophyta; Magnoliopsida; Poales; Poaceae.
CCAACUCCAUGAGGCGAUACACAGUAGGAAACAUGACAUGCCUUUGAAGUUCGACCAUCAUUUUAGCUAGGUUUUCAAUAUCAUGACAAGAUCUAAAGUCUUCAAUUCUUCUUGUAUGGAUAAUGAAUAGAUCUAGGUUAUCUUCUAUAUGUUCACGUUCAUAAUUAGAGAAAUCAUCAUGAUAAAUCUAUGUGAGCCUAGCAAGCUUAUUCAGGUUGAACCUAGAAAAGGAGUUUCUUAGGUCAAGACAAGAGAAGUUCUGGAGCAGGUUUGAAGAUACCUCAUCAAAACGAUGAUCAAACUCCGUGGUGAUGGAAUCUAUAGCAGCAUAGAAGGUGUCCACACGAAAAAAAAAGAUCAGCCAUGACAAGGUCUUUUUGAAUUGUCUCGGAAGUUAUUUUGGCAUUUUUAGGACGUAGCCCAUCAAAUGCAACCUUGUUGUCAUCACUGGAGCUUGCUGCCGCCGCCGUUUAAGCCCCAAGCACGUCGGCGCCGUAGCCUAUCCCGUCGCCAGUUGCCCGCCCGGAUCGCGACCUGACCAGCCACCAUCUUGCAAUUGCUCAGGGUUCGUCGCUUGCGCGUGCGUGUGGGUUGGCGCUCAAUGGAAUCGACGAGCUCGACCGCUUCUUGUUUGUGCCAGCAGGCCCAACUCGUGUGUUCUUGUGUUUGCCGGCCCAACUUAUGUGUGCGGCGUGCCUGUGUGCCAGCGGCCUUUUUCUCGCUGCACUAGAACGAGGAAACGAGACAAUCGACAAUACAUGCGUAUGUAUACAUUUGUUUAUGCCUAGAAUCAAGGUAUGGCGACUGCCAUAUCUUGCCCACCGAGGGCCUCCGCCAGUGACCGUAGUUGAAUUUUGCUACUAUCGGCUAAGCUUUUUGCUACAUCCAUCAAGCGGAGCUGCGACCUCGCGACGACGACAACGACGUUUUUGCUGCAACCGUAGUAGAUUUUUGCUACUACCGCUGCAAUUUUUUGCUACAUCCAUGUAAGGCGGAGUUGCGACCUCGCGAAGACGGCGACGGUGUUUGAUUUUUGCUGCAACCGUAGUUAUUUUUUGCUACUACGGGUGAAGUUUUUUGCUACAUCCAUUCAAAAUGGCGUUGAUUGACUGACGACCGCCAUCGACAUAAUUCCCUGCAGCGAGCAUCAAUGGCGAGGGGCGGCGCCCGAGCUACAACCGCCGCUGUCAAGAGCUGCAACGUGGGUGGAUUUGUUGCAUGGCGACAGGCGACGAGGACGGCUGGCGACGACGGGGACCGACGGCCACCAGAGAGGACAGGAGUCGCGGCGCCGCGCUCCCCCGAACAGGACUGCCCGAGGAAGAAGAAAGAGAGCUGGCGAUGAUUCAUUUUUUUUUUUGCUUGGAUCCAAUCGAACGGCUGAGCGCACAUGGCAUCGGGCGGUUGCGGUGCGAUCGGCUGAAACUUUCGGCCAGCGCACCGGCGCAGAGUGCUGCCCAAAAAAUAAAGAGAUAUCACUUCUACCCCAAGCGUCCCAGGUCAAAAAACAUCAAGAACCAAAAAGAAUCGACGUUGAAGGAAAAGGAUUCUCGCGCCUCACGCUCUCGUGACCCUCUCCUCGUCGCCAUGCACCGGCCAGGGCAGCACCGUACCACAUACAUGGGCGACGGACGCGCCCCCACCGAAUCGACCGCGCCGCUGCCUGCCGACUGAUGCCGCCCACAAACGGACGAGCCAUGCCACACACACCCCUCCGUGGCCAAAUGCCUGCCACUCCGCCCAUCACGGAACGCGCCGGGCGUUUUGCCGGAAAUCCAAAUCCACCGUAGCCCGCACCGACGAGCCCAUUGCCCCAGCCCCGAAGACGUAACGGCGACGUGCCUGCCGCUGCAACGCACGGGGCAGUCAAUGUGGCACAAGCCCAACGCACGACACGACGUCCCAAACUGACCGAGCCGCGAGUCCGCACUCCCCCAGAGUCCACCUGCGACACACAGGCCUCGCCUGACCUCGGCGACCUGUAUAAAAGACACGAGCACACGGCGGCAUCGGCAACCCACCGGUCCACCGCAGCAGGCACGCACGCCUUCCUCGCGCGUUCCCAGUCGCAGGCCCCAGCCCCGGCCUUUAAAAACCCGUGAGCCCCCGACUCGCCGCUCGCCACGGCAAAAAGCACGAGCACCAUGGCCGGGUACCGCCGCACCAUCUCGUUCCCGACCCCGAAGGCGGCGGCGGCCGCCAGCGGCAAGCUCGCGGCGGCCUACCGCGUCCGCUCCGCCAGCCUCCCCUGCCGCUUCCACCCGCUGGUGCUGCAGCUCGACGACGACGUCGCCGCGCUGCGCCUCGUGCUCGGCGGCCAGGCCCCGUCCUGCUCGGCGCCCUCCGUCUCCGCGGCCGCCUCGCACAUCGGCCGGGUGCUGGCCUCGCUCUCGGACCUGCUCCACCACCCGCAGGCGCAGGAGCCGCUGCGCCGCCUCGGCAUGUCCCCGCUGGCCGAGCGCCUGCUCGACGACUUCCUCCGCCUCGCCGAUGCGCACGGCAGCUUCCGCCAGGCGCUCGUCGCGCUCGCGGCGCUCCAGGCCGAGACGCGCGCCGCGCUGCGCCGCGGCGACCCCGGGCGCCAGGCGUCCGCAGCCCGCGCGCAGCGCCGCGCCGGGCGCGACCUCCCGCGCCUCGCGGCCGCCGCGCGCGCCGUGGCCACCAGGGCCCCCACGCCGCUCCCCGAGGACCUCCAGCCCGAGACCGCGGCCCUCGGCGCGGCGAUCGCCGACUCGACCGUCGCCGUGGCGUCCGCCUCCGCGGCCGUCUUCUCCGGCGUCUCCUCCCUCUCCAACGCGGCCGCCGCCACCCGCGUCGAGGUCGCCUCCACGCCGUGCUGGGUCACCGCGCCCUCAAGAUUCUCCGCCGCGUCCGCAUCAGACGCGCCAAGAAGCAGCCACCAGCGCGUGUGGUGGGUGGCGGACCUGGUGCGCUGGAUGUCGCGCGCGAAGCGCCGGUCGGCCGGGAAACAUAACACCACCAACGACGACGACGCGUCCACCUCGUCCACGUUGCAGCUCCGGCCGGAGGCGCGGAUGAAGCCGGAGGAGAGAGCCCGCAAGGCCGCGUUCGAGCUCCACGACAGCCUGGAGCGGUGCAUCGCGAGCGUGGACGGCAGCGGCGAGAAGGUGUUCCGGGCGCUGAUCAACACCAGAGUCUCCCUGCUCAACAUCCUCAGCCCAACCUUCUGAUCUCGAAACCGAAAUUUAGGAAACGUUUUGCUUCAGCUUUCGUGGCUUGGACAGGAUUUGUAUAUAGUACUCUACUACUCGUGGUAUAUUGUCCCCCGGGACGCGGCCUUCGCAUGCGUUCGCCUGCAUCUAUCAACGGAUUUGGAACCUGGCGUUACGAAUCGCGCAAUCUGCAUUUCUCGGCCCGGUUCUUGACA